Molecule: messenger RNA, 1392 nt
Organism: Bombus pascuorum
Lineage: Eukaryota; Metazoa; Arthropoda; Insecta; Hymenoptera; Apidae
Product: jerky protein homolog-like
Exons: 1
Coding region: 1-1392 (463 amino acids)
Cellular component (GO): nucleus
Molecular function (GO): DNA binding
Source: RefSeq, a predicted model, not a curated record
AUGGCGUCAAGACGAAAGGCGCAAGUAUUGUCAGUUGACCAGAAAUACAAAAUCCUUCAGAUAAUGACAAGCGAUAAGACACAAAAAACCGUAGCAAAAGAUUACAGUAUUGAAGAAGCCACCGUCCGCAAUAUAAAAUCACAAAGAGAAGAGAUUAUAACAUAUUUCGAGACCAGCGCAGCGAUUGAUAGUAAUUUCAGUAAAUAUUUAAGAACGUUACAGAGAAAGGAUUUAGACAACGUUAUUUACCAGUGGUUCAUGCGAUGUAAAAAUAAAGGAGUAAUAUUAACAGGAGCACUGAUACGCAAAAAAGCACUGGAAUUUAAUGAAAAAUUAUACGGAGAACCUAAUUUUAAAGCCAGUUGGAAUUGGUUCAAAAAAUUUAAGCACCGUUACAAUAUAUGUGAAACGAAUAUCUACAAUUUCCGAACCACAGAACAAGCUGCAGCGGAUAACUUCACAGCUAAUUUUACAGAUUUUCUGCGCAUCCAUGAGUUCACAUUGGAGAACAUUUACAAUGUUGAUUACGCAGGACUAAUAUGGAGAGCAGUACCAGAAGAAACUUUGAUGUUUCACAGAGAAGGAUCGACAUUAUGCCCAGAAAUGUACAAGGAUUACGUUACUAUACUUCUUUGUGCAAAUGCUACCGGAUGUCACAAGUUGCCGGCAUUAGUAAUCUCCAAAUUUGCGAAUUCUCAAAAUCUCAAGAAUAUGAAUAUUAAUUCUCUGUCAAUUAUGUACGAGGAGAACAACAAGGCAUUGAUGGACGGUAACCUGUUCAAUAAAUGGUUCCAAAAAUGUUUCUUAAAAUCAGUUAUAGAAAAACAAAUGAAACAGGGAUACAGAGAGAAAAUUUUGUUGCUGGUAGAUGAUGUUAGGUGGAAUUUAUUUAUAAAUUACCGCGAAGCAGAACACAAAGAUGAAUUCGUCAUUGUGAUGAGUUUUCCAUGUUACGUUACACCACUCGUACAACCAAUGGAUUGUGGAAUAAUCGAAUGUUUUAAGCGAAUGUACCGAAAAGAAUUGCUGCAAACAAUAAAGCCAUUACCUACCUGCUGUACGCAGGAAGAUGCGGUAUCAAAUCAUAAGCUUUUAACCAUGUGGGAUUGUUGUCGCAUGGUACAAGAUGCUUGGAUGAAGGUCGAAAAUACAAUACUGAAAAAAGCGUGGGGCAAGCUUUUGAAGAAGGAAGGCGAACAGAAUUUUAGAGAGAGAAUAAUAGAAACGGACAUAGGUGAAACAGUUGAAUUGCUGCAUAAAUUACCAGGAUGUCAACGGUGUAACACAAUCGAUGUAAAGAACUGGUAUGAAAUUGAUAAUGAAGAGAAAAUGUUAAUGAAAAUAUAUACCGACGAAGUUCUUGGAGAUUUUGAAAACAAUGCUUUGAAUUAA